Molecule: messenger RNA, 2130 nt
Organism: Siniperca chuatsi (mandarin fish)
Lineage: Eukaryota; Metazoa; Chordata; Actinopteri; Centrarchiformes; Sinipercidae
Gene: rgs4
Product: regulator of G protein signaling 4
Exons: 5
Coding region: 128-748 (206 amino acids)
Source: RefSeq, a predicted model, not a curated record
UGGGGGUGGAGACACCCGAAGCCUCCUGUCUAAUACUGGAUAACGUUGCUGUAAAAACUUCGCUGCUCGCAAUAACACACAGUCAUUUACAACAACAGUACUGACUUUGGAUCUUUAGCAUUCAACCAUGUGUAAAGGACUUGCAACACUUCCUGCAACAUGCUUGAAAAGUGCCAAAGACAUCAAGCACAAAAUAAGCUUCUUACUCCAGAAGCCUGAACCCCAAGCAGCCGAUCAGAAGCAGAUGAAAGACAAGACUGCUGCUGCGAAGAGGGUGCCUACUACAGCUGAGGUGGAGAAAUGGAAGGAGUCUUUCAGCCACGUGAUGAGCAGUGAAAUGGGUCGUAUGGUCUUUGCCAGCUUUCUGAGGUCAGAGUUCAGCGAGGAGAACAUGGACUUCUGGGUCGCCUGCGAAGACUACAAGAAGACUGCACCUUCCAAGUUGCCGACUAGAGCCAAGCAGAUCUACCAGCAAUAUAUUGCGGCAGAUGCUCCUAAUGAGGUAAACUUGGACGCAGCAACCAGAGAAGAAACUAGGCAGAACGUCGAGAAUGCAUGCUGGUCUUGUUUCGACGAGGCGCAGAAGAUGAUCGUCACCUUGAUGGAGAAAGACUCCUACAGGCGCUUCCUCAACUCCAAACUGAUCCAGGAUCUGUGUCAGACACAGCCCACUGCUGCUCGGGAGAAGAAGGAGAAGAAAAACUGUGACUGUGCUGAGAACAGGCAGGCGUUAACUGGCGGUGCCUAAACGGCAGACAAACAGGGAAGACUAGAAGAACGUGCCAAAGACUGAUUAUGUAUGAGAAGGUAGACAUUAGUAAAGAUUGGUUUUGUUCGUGUCCGGUGCUUAUAGAAUAGAAAACCCGGUGGUUUAGAAGGUUAAUGUGACAUGUGGUCAAGACUUUCUUUUUUGAUGCGCUUUUACUUGCCGUUAUUUCCUGGAAGUUUGGUAGUCAUUUAAGGGUUUGAAGUGGCUACUGUAUGUCCAGAUGUGCUUAUACCAGAAAAAAUAUAUUUUAAUAUUUCCCAUUUCUGCAUUCAUCAUCAGCUGUCAUGUAUUUUUCCAAAUCACAAAAGUUGAUAGAAACUGACUAAAUAUUUUAAUAUUUCAACGUACAAUAAAAAGACUGUUUAAAUGUUUGCAUUAUAAAGCUUAGCUUUUGCUUCUGGUUUCACUGCAAAACAUAACCUGCUUUCCUGGCAUGGCAAGGUUAUAUUGAUACUCACAACAGAUAAAAGGUAAAGCUAACCCUAACAGGUAAAGCUACCUCCACCCAACAGACACACCUUCAAACAACCCUACUGCCAGUGGAGCAUGUUGUCCGUGGAGCAGUGUAAAGGAUUUAUUUAAGUAAUAAUGUACACUUGUUAUAUCUUUAAAGUAAUAUCAAGUUCUUUAUAAGAAUGACCCAACUUAACUGUGAUUGAUGAGAACACAGACACCAAAAUAAAAGUCAAAUGACUAACCUAUCAGUAUUAAAAACAUCAAUGUUUAAUUAUGAUGAUGACCAUUAACCCAGUACAGGUGAUGUGGGCAUGUUUAUUUUUUGGAGCUACAUUAAAUUAACCAUCAUGUAUUCAUCCGCAGUGAGUUUUGGCUGUCAACAGUCUUUAGAAGGCCACAAGCCGAAACACAUUGUUCUAACAUUAAAGGUGUUCUAUAUGCUACAAGUGUUACUGGUGUUUUGACCUCUGGAAUUGUUGGAAGUUGUGCCAGAAACCCGUACUCUGCGUCUACUGUAUAAACAUCUUGACAAGAUCUCUGCACCGUGCAAAUGUUGACCUUGUCUAUGUCUACUAGGAAUUUUUCACAUGCUUCAAUGGUACAGUAUUGAUUUUCUGUUGCAUGUCAUAUAGCUACCAAACAGUAAGAGAAAAGGUCUAAUUGUGACUCAUUUGCUUGAUUUAAAGAUGUUUAUUAACUGUAAUUUGUGCAGGGUACUUAAUAGUAUGUUCACUUUAAUUGAAUGUAUUUUGGUGACCUUGCAUACUAAAAUGCUUUAUCAAUGUAUGCUGUGAUGGAUAGAAAACUUGAUACUGAAUAUAGAUAUUUAUUAAAUGAUGUCAUUGUCCUAUUUAUAUCAUAUCUGUGACUAUUCACAAAUAAAAUGACGUGUUGGAUAAUCAGAA